This is a messenger RNA of Vollenhovia emeryi, 9501 nucleotides long. RefSeq names its product ankyrin repeat and fibronectin type-III domain-containing protein 1 (gene wake). Gene Ontology annotation, biological process: signal transduction; establishment of mitotic spindle orientation; regulation of establishment of bipolar cell polarity. Bases 1966 to 6663 code for a protein of 1565 amino acids. The record is from RefSeq and is a predicted model, not a curated record. Gene Ontology annotation, cellular component: spindle. NCBI's taxonomy places the organism in Eukaryota, Metazoa, Arthropoda, Insecta, Hymenoptera, Formicidae. Gene Ontology annotation, molecular function: protein binding. The transcript has 13 exons.
AGGUGAUAUGUGUUAAAAAAAAUCUGGGAACAAGCUUGCCGAGGCGCCCGCCGUGUGAUGCAUAUCGUACUAAUAAAUCGUGCCAAAGAAGUUUAACGAGGCAGAACUCGGUGCGUAUUAGGCAUAAUUUCAUCGCCCCAAUUAAGCGUUGACGUCACCCUGAGCAAGCAUUGAGGUAAUACGAAUAAAAUUAGAACGGAAAAGUUACCUCACACGCCGUCCUCACAUGCUUUGCCAAAAUUCACGUUAUUCUCACGUGCCGCACAAUCUAUUUUCAUUCUCUCCUAUAUCAAAUAAGGCAGUUUGAAAUUAAGCGAGAGAAACUUGAAAAUUACUAAUUUGCACCUUACGACUGAUUGUGUAGUUUAACAAUGUAAUGCUAUUAAGCGGGAUAAAGUUAUUAGCGCUGGUUCAUUAAUGGUUUUAUCUCGGUUUAAUGGCUGUUUAGUAAUCAUUUUAAACAAUAGUUUAAUAUCUAAAUUAAGACCCAAUCUAACGAUUGAAUUAAACGAACGAUUAGUCAGAAUAUUAGGUAUUUCGCUCUUCGACGGUGUUAAGAGGAAGCCGUCCGUUUCUGCGAUAUAAACUAUCCAUCUGUCUGGCUUAAUCAGACAAGGCAGACAGACUGGCUCGUGCGAGGCAGCCGUCAGUGCCCCGAAAGACUGGGCAAUCUCUCUCUCUCCGGAGCAACGCAACGUGGCCACUCGUUGCUGGAGGGGGACCAGACGCGGCAGCUGUUUGCUCGUCGUGGAACGGAUCGGGGGGUCCCGCCGGCAUGUGUACGUACCCCCUCAGUAAUGCCGCAUCGCUGGUGUUCGCAGCUCGCGCGAGAGCGACGCGGCGCGAGAACGUGAGGGAAGUCGUGAGGACUCUUGCGAGUCAAGGUCGCGGAUCUCGCCGAGAAAAGGAGGCGACCGCCGUGGAGGAAACCGCCGAAGGGAAAGUGGCCGCGCGCCAUCUCGGGCCUCGUGGGACCGGGGCCUCGUGACGCUGCGAGAAAAUCAGCCCCUCCGCAGGCCGCUUCGUACGCCUGUAGUCCAAUCCCGGGGUCACAGCGGCCAACGGUUGUAAAAAGUGCGCGCGCACAUGACGCGUUUCGAAACCGAGGGCCUGUCCGUCGGUAAAUCGCCGAGGCUCGAUCUUGCUCCUGUGCGCGACAUCUCGUCACGUGUCGGACGUUUAACAGUUCGAUCGUGUGUGACUGAAGAAAAAAUUGGCCGGCCGCUGGUGCUCGGGAGUAGUCCGGGGCAACGUGCCUAUCACGGUGACAUUGGACAAAUGUGGUGCGGCGUCGUGGAUCGAUAGUGAAAGAAUUUCCAAAUGAUGAAUUGAUAGUGAAAGAAUGUCCGAAUGAUGAAUCGAUAGUGAAAGCAUUUCCAAAUGAUGAAUCGACAGUGAAAGAAUUUCCAAAUAAUGGCCCAAGGAUACAUAGCGAUCAAGGGUCUCCGUUAGUUUAUUAGUAGCAAUAGAAAAAUUAAGAGGUAUAUCGCCUCGACAAUUAUAUACAACGUAAUAUCCAAAUUAUGGAUAUUGAUGCGGAAGCGACGUACAAUCGUCAGGACGGUCGGACAAAAGUCGCGGCGACUUUAACGAGCCAAACGGCGUCCGAGGGACGACGCUGUCCUCGCCUGCGCGCGCGGAGACGCCGCUCUCGAUGUCGCGCCUAUAGAACCGGGCCCAGCCCUGUGGAAUUCGCCCUGUGACAGAGCCAGCUCUACUCAGCCAAAGAAUUACUUACGGAGAGCAGCAAAUGUCGAAGCUUUAUCCUACCAAAGAGAAGCGGUAACGUGCCUUAUUGCCAACAGCGAUAAUACAUAUUAUCAAUAAUUUAUAAAACGAGCGACAUGCGAAAAGCGAUCCCGUCGCAUUGAGAAGGUUCAGGCGUAUCGAGGCUCUCAAAGGGAUCAGGUAUCUCGAUAGGACAUUGGGACUGUACAUCAAGCGGAAUCAUCGAGCGAUCCCCAGAUGAAAUUUCGCAAAUCCGCCCCAUCUAGCCCGAAGAUGGAACUACUCUCGAGGCGUUCCUCGGGCGGCGGGAUGUCGACCUUGAAGAGGUCGAGAUCCUUCCGAGCGUCUAUGAAGCUGAUGUCAAAGAUACGCGAUCAUGCGAAGCAGCGACUGACCGCUGGCUUCGAUCUGUCGUCCGUCCCGAAGGAUCUCGUCGUCAAGAAAGGAUGUAAUCUGUCUGUCCUUGAAGAAUCUCAGAACGGCGAGAAGCCCACGAGUCCGCGAAAAAAUUUCGGGAGUACGAAUCCGCGCGACAAAAUCGACGGCGCGGCGUCCCCGAGUCCUCGAAAGACCUCGGAUCUCGAUUCGCGAGAAAUCACGAAGGAUCUGAAGAACAAGCUGUCUCUGACUGACAGGCUAAUGGGUAAGGGCCGGAAGGACGUGGAGAGGCCCUCGACGAGGGACGAAGGGACGAAAUCACCGAAGAUCGUUCACAUUUUUCGUAGGAGACACAGUGCGGAGAGCGCGCAGGAAGAUGCUCGUGAAAAGGACUGUAAUGACAAACGUGCGCCCUGCGAGACAGACACGGGUCGAUCGAGCAAACAUGUGUCCUACGAGAACCCCACGUUCGUGCUGGACAGUUCCUUGGACUCCUCCGUCUCGAGCUUCCUCUUUGAAGUGAAAGAGGAGGAGGAAGAACAACGGCAGGAGCAAGAGGGCGAAAGUGAUCGCGCCGCCGUGUCAUCCGAAUGCGAUGUCUUGACCGUCGUCGUGGAUUCCCACAAGGCCGCGCCUAAUCGGCCCUUCUAUCGCAAAACGAGCUACGCGCGAGGCAAGGACGAGGAUGAAGAAUACCUCGAGGACGGGGAGUCACGAAACGCAUUUCGUCCCAGAUGCGAGACCGAUCCUCUGAGACGUCCUUGCGAGGCGAGGAGCGAUCAUUUGAACGUGAUAAACAGAAAUAGAAGGACGACCGAGUCCUUCGGCGAAUUUGAUCGGCCGAGGAUUAAAUUUUACUGCAAGAUAUACGAGACGGAGAGAAGAAACGCCACGAUCUGCCUGCAGAAUCAGAAGAUCCACGACAGCGUCAAGACAUGCCCUUCAAAGUCCUGUAAAAUCAGAACGGAUAACAUUGCCAACUUUUGGACAAGACGUGGCAAUAGUUUUCGAAAUAAAAUGACGACCGACAGGAAAAGAGACGCGAAGGAAACGAAGAGUUACGAGCGGCUCGGUCAGGAGCGAGUUUUCGUGUCGACAUCAUCGGGAUCAAAGUUCCACUCGUUGCAAGGGAUGGAGUUCCUGGAGGGUUUCGGCAAGAAGAAACAACAGCCACACCAACAACUAAAUAAUCUAUCGUCAAUACAUAUCAAUCCUCUCUCGGCCCAAUCCCUCAACAUACACCUGCAUGCCCUGUUUGCGGCUGUGGAACAUGGUCACUUGGAUAAAGCGAGGACUAUUUUGGAAUCUACCGAUGUGGACAUAAAUAGCGUUAACAGCGACGGCUUGUCACCGCUGGACGUCGCUGUGCUUAGCAACAACAGGCCGCUUGCAAAAAUGCUGGUUGCGUUCGGGGCGCAGGAGGGGAAUCAAUUCAAGUCUCCGGAAUCUCUGGGUAGCCACUUGGCGUCAUUGCUCUCGGAAGCGGAACACAGGGUUCAAGAGCUCGGCGGCAGUACUUCCGGCAGCGGUGGAACAACUCUAUUGGAACCACCUAGCAGCCAUAGGGCCAGUUUUUCCACGCAACAUAACAAUCCCACGGGAUGCGGAGGUAGCACGGAGGAUAAGCAGCUUGCCCUAUGGGAAAGGAGAGCCAGGGCCCUCAGAAAAAUGUUGCUGGGUUUCGAUCAAGCGCGCCCACCCGACAUGCCCUUCUUAGUCGCAGUCGAUGUCACCGGAACGACAUCGGUAGCAGUCAGGUUUCAAGAACCAGACUCGCACGACUCUCCGAUCUGCACCAAGUUCAAAGUCCAAUGGAGCCUGCACGAGGACUUUUCGGUUAUUUGCGGCGAGAGGGAGGUCCUGGACAUGAAGCAGAGGGAGUGUCGGAUCGAGGGUCUAACUCAAGGUCAAAAGUAUCACUUUCGCGCCGCCGCCGGAAAUUUGAAGGGCUACAGCAGAUUCAGAAACUCUACGCCCGCGCACGUUACGCCUAGCAGUUGGAGGGACAUAGACGGCAGGGUGCCCAGAUUCGCGGGGCGACUGGAGCAGCUGAACACUCUGUUCAUCGACAUAAGGCGACCGGAGUACACGCAGGAAACGCCGGCAGUGCAGAGGCGAAAUCACAAGAAGAAGACAACGAUAAAACAGCUUUUCACGGCGACGAGCAAAUUUCAGAAGAAUCUCAGGCGAGGGGUGUUUCUAGCGUGUCUACUCUACCACGAGGACAAGGUUCUCGUUACCAACGAGGAUUUCUUACCCGUGAUCGAGAUCGACGAGACGUAUCCCAGUUGUAUAUACAACGACUUUCAUUGGCUCAUGAAAGUCGCCUGUACUUGGGACGAUGUUAAAUCCUUACGGCAGGAUAUGGAGAAGAGUCACAGCAGCUCGACUAAUCACUUUAGGAUAAAAUUGCUUCAAGCUGCUGCCCAAAUGCAGGCUGCAUUGUGCAUACAGGACCUUGGACAAUUGUAUCAUAAACCUAUCAGAGACAUUCAAGGCACCUUAGUGUUCUCGACAGUAAAUUAUAUAAAGUCGCCGAAAUUGGUUUCUGUAUUAAACAGCAGGUGGUUGCCGCUCAGUAAAGUCAUAAAGAAGGUCAUAACGCACGAAGACAGUAACGUCGCCGAUAUUCUGAUGGCCAGCAUACAAGAGCAAAUGACAUAUCACCAAGUCAGCAGUAUUAAAUUAUCUAAGGGUUUAUACCUCGGUUAUCUGAAAAUGCAAAGCAGCGUGGACCUCAUACAAGUGGUUGUUCCGACGAAAUCUCCGAACGUAUUGCCACAUUGUAAGAUUCGCGAUAAUCCGCACGUGUCCGCGGAGGAGUGGGACUACCUCAAGAGAGUGACGCGCAUCUGCACGUCCGAGCUUUCCGUGAAGGAAUCCGAAGAGAAGGAGAACGUGACGAACGAGGCGCAAGGCACGGAACAGCAAAAGCUGUUCGUCGAUCUGGUCGCCGCGACAGCGCGACGACUGUUCAGUUAUAUGGAGAUCAGUCCGGAGGAUUCGCUGGUGCAUCGAUUGUACGACGCUGAGGUGAUCGAUCUGACUCACGACGUGUCCUUCCUGAUCGCGGUGCCGCCCGCCGAAACCGCCUGUUGCGUACCUGGCACGCGAGAGAUUCUGCUACAGCGCGGUGACCUCCUGUCGUUGCCUAUUCAGGUCUUCGAGAUGGUCCACUUGAAUACGUAUCAGAAGGACGUGAUCAAUCGUUACUCGAGGCUCAGCUGCAUCCUGGAACUGGACACCGCACAGGCCCAGCACAAUCACAGAGAGGCCUUCAGUUCCUUGGAGCUGAGCGUCGCGAAGGACAAACUAGCGAGAUUGCAGGAUCUUCAGUCGCAAGUGAAUACCGUGUGGAAAGGCGCCAGGUGGCUGAUCGACGUCAUAACUUUCGCGAGAGAUCGCGGCUCUUCCCAAUUAAAUAUCCCGUCGCAAACCGUUGGCAUAUCUAUGAAGCACCUACUCAGUCUCGACAGAAAUAAGAACAGCAACAGUAACAGCUUGAAACGGAGCUUGCUACAAUUACCACCCAGAGAUCCUAAACUUGUGAAAUCGAGUCCUGGCCGCGGCAGCUGGCCGGGUCCCAAUCUAUCGAAAUCGUCCUCCAAUCUCCUUACGACGGAAUUCAGCAAGAGCGAGCAACAGCUGCCCAGUGGGCAAUACGUGCGCAAAGGUAGCAACACGUCGAACGUGUCGACAACUUCGGAGCCGCAGAAAUCGUGCGCGCCGAUAAGCAACAGUAGCAACCUAAGCAAUCUGACGGCCACCAGUAGCGCGAAUCACCUGAUACCGCUGCAGAACGUGAGAUUGCCGCCCUCCAAGUCCGAGGACACCUUGAUCCUCGCCAAGUACAAACACAGCCCGCGAAAUCGUUCCGCCACGAUAACGUCGGCAUCGGCCAGCACCAGCCCGUUACUGAGCAUCAAGCCCAUCAUCUAUAGCGGCUCGCUGCUGAGCGUCUCCACCGCGAUCUCCACGAACACCACGAGUCUGCUUAGCGUGAGCAACACAAAUUCCGACAGUCUACACUCGCUGAGCAGCGACGAGUACUCUGCGACGAAUUCGAGCGUCUGCUUGAAGCCCGGCCAGCCGGGUGUCAAGGUCAAAACGUCCAAACCGACCGCGAGCGUCGCGGCGAUGGCCACCGUCCCGACGGAUAAUCUAGACGAGGAGAAGGAAGAGGCGACGAUGAUGCCCGCACCUCUACCGGGCAUUCUUCAGGUUUACGCGGCCUACGAGACCGGUUUGGCAGCUGGUACCAGUUUGAAGCUGCACGUAACACCGAGGACCACGGCGCGGGAAGUCGUGGAUCUCGUUGUUAAGCAACUAAACAUGGCGGUGGUCCUAAAAGGACAGAAGGGUCCCACCUACACGGCCGACGAGCUGCGAAACUUUUGCCUAGUUGCCGUAAUCGGUGCGCGGGAGCGUUGCUUAAGGGACGAUUUUAAGCCGCUUCACUUACAGAAUCCGUGGAAGAAGGGACGGCUGUACGUUAGGCAAAAGCAGGAUGUUCUUGCCGCUCUUGAGCACAGUAGUAAACACACCGCGUACUUAUAGCAAAAACGGACAAUUAAUCACUAAUUAUGAGAAGUCGUGACAACCUCGAGGGAUCGUUACGAGUGUGAUAAGUACCGGCGAAAAAUAGAAGUCUGUUUUAUUUUAGGCUUGUACAUUCCGACUCGGGAAUUCAAGCAUCGAUCUGUAAUAUUCUUCGAAUGUUAGUUAGUUUGUAAAUGAAUAAUACUCGAGACAUACUGUUAUAUUUUACGUACCGAUCUCAAUGUUUCAUUCGAUAUGCGUAUUAUCAAGAGGAUAUAUGCAAGUAUAAGCUGCUUGAGAGAUCUCAUUAUUCCUUAUACCGCAAUUCGUUGUAUCCAAGCACGAAUCGUCGUUGCGAAAUCAGUGAGGGCUUUUAGAGCAUAAGACAAAUUGUAAUGGGAAGUCACUUGGAUACUUCGAGUCAAUAAGGAUACCUUUUUGAAGUCAGUAAAAGUUUUAUAUUUGUAUUAUAAAAAUUAUAAAAUGCCUAUAAAGGAAUAUUUUACGUUCUAACGUAUGACAAAGCUAUCGACGAUGAUUACAUAUGACACACUUUCUGCUUGACUAGAUCCGUGUUACCAGGCUCAGAAAUAGGAAAUAAAGUGAUUUCACGUGCGUUUUUCGAUGCAUGUAAAUCCGACACAGUGUACUUUUUUUCUAAUAUUCAAAAUAGAAUAACGAAUAAAGAAUGAAAAAGUUCCUAAAGUCUGGUAGCAUCAUCUAAAAACGGCUUAGAGUAAACAGUAUAUUUUUUAGGAGAGACACGAUCAAUCUUGAUGCCGACAAAUUUUGUUGAUAGAAACGUACAAGAGGAGAACUCUAUGGAACGGAACUAACGGAAGGAGAGAAAAAAACUAAAAAAGGUUACUCUAAGACCUUAGUUGAAGAAUAUUUUGAAUCUAAAGCGGCGAGUAACGUCUGAACCAGUUAAUACCAGUUUUAUAGUUAGUUAUUAGCAUAGUUAAGACGAAGAGGCUUAUAGACUGUUGUACAUAACAGAACAAAGAGUAUUAUUAAUCUACUUCAAAGAUAAAACAAAUAAGUUGUAUUUUUUGUUUUGAUUUAUAAUUUCUGUUUCACACUAUGGCGCAUAUAGAGAUACUACUUGUUUCGUUAUAAAACGUUUACGCGUGUUUUAUCCGAGUAUAGAUGUUUGUUUUGUCUCAUUUUAAAAACGUGCGGCAAAGAGAAAUCUUAGCAGGCGUAGGUCUCGGAUCGGAUUUAUCUUGAAAAGUUUUUAAAGAAACUAUCUAAUCAAAAGGAAUUUAACUUUCACGUUAUAAAGAGCGAGUUUUAGCAAAAUUUUUAAGGAAUGUAGUUGAUACGUCGCCGUACGUAAAUGAUUGUAUCCGAUUAGAAGAGAACGACGGCGCGGCAGUCGACGUAUUAACCGAUUCGACGAUAAGUACCAUAGUGUAGAGUGGUUUGCUGAAUAUUACCCCCAAUCGCACAAUAUUACUGCACAAUAUUAUCACGCGACGAACUUCCCAAACGUCUCGAGGUCGCGUUGCACAUUUCGUAUUCGAGCUAUCCAGCAAGAUUAUCUAGCGCAUAUACACUUGUAUGUAGCCGUUCGACUAACAGCGAAAAGAGCGAUGUAUUUAAAAGGGGGAUCUUUUCAGGAAGUCCGAAAAAUGGUGAGAAGAUAGCACGAGCGACGAGGUGAAGCGAGGAUGAGGGAACGCGUGUGCGUGUAUGUUCGUGUGCGUGUUGUCGGUUGUUAAGUCCAUAUUUCUUUCACUUCGUCCGCCGAAAGCCUGCGUAAUAUCGAUCUGUCAAGCGAGCAGCCCCAAUCCCGAGUGUCCAUGCAGGUAUCUAUCGUGAAAUCCGUCCUUCACGCCGCAGAUCCGAUUUGGCUGUAUAUUCGAAGUCCUCCCUCGAAUAUCACUUGCUUAUUGAGCAGUAGUAUCGUGCACCAAGGGGCCACCUGCGUUUAGCGAGGAUGGUGCACAUAUUUUUUUAUCAAUGAAGUGGCAAAAGAUCGAAUUAUUAGGGAGGGGGGGCAGAGCGAGUCUCGCUGGCUGCGUAUACGUGAGCCCGUGCACCGCUGAACGUUCGUCGAGAGUCGAUGUCGCGGGCAGAAGAAAAAACGAAUCGGAAAUGACAAUUCGCAAUAAGCUUGAUUGGCACUUGACAAAAGUCAGCCAGCGGUGCGUCGAUUUAAUUAUGCAGUUCGUACCCUCUGCCUCUUCCUCGUUACUUUUGCCUAGACACACGAUCGUUGAGAGCCAACGGGCACCCGCGCCCCUUUUCCGUUUGGUCGAGAAGACGAUAGAAAUUUUAAUAGUACUACGUGAGUGUCUAUCGAUGUUGAAUGUAAAAAUAACCGUUAGCAUAUUAUAAAUAUUACGACGUGGAGAAGCAAGAGGCGCGCCGAGCCAACGCUGAUGCUGGCUGAAAUAUUUGUAAAUAUUUCGAGGAGGAGCGAACCCGCACGCACAAGGUAACCAGAGGGCGAGGACCUAUUUCGGACGUGAGAGAACGCGGGAGGGAAAAUAAAAUUCUCGUUUCUACGAUCCACACUCAUCGCGAUGUAAUUAUAGUUGUGCCUAUACGCGACGGCGAUGUGAGUUAAUUAGUUCGAGAUCCGAACGGAGACAUUCUCGCGCCCCGACCCCGUUGCUUCCCCCUUUUCCCGUUCCUCCCUCGUGUCCGGAAAGCAAAGCGUCACUCGUGAUUCAUUAAAAAGAGUGAUGUAACGCGAGUAAAUUAUGUACAGUAGCGAAUUGGUGUUUGUAUAGAAGAGAUGGCUUCGUUUCUGUUGCGACUAAGUUCUCCCCCUUCCCCGCCCCCAUUUUUUUCUGCAGGGGACAAUGUACUACGACGGAAACGCACGAAAUAAAGUAUAACAUUGUA